Molecule: messenger RNA, 399 nt
Organism: Prorocentrum cordatum
Lineage: Eukaryota; Dinophyceae; Prorocentrales; Prorocentraceae
Source: the annotation of a GenBank genome assembly
AUGCCCGGAUGCCCUGGUGCCCGGGUGCCCGGGUCCCUGGUUGCCCGGGUGCCCAGAUGCCCGGGUGCCCGGAUGCCCGGCAACCGUGCCCGGGUGCCCGGGUGCCCGGGCGCCCGGGAGCAGAAGGGCGACGCCGAGGAGAAAUCCAAGAACGGGCACGCCGUCGAGCCGGAGAGGCCCAAGAAGAAGAGGAAAAAGGACGGAACCGGAGAAGAGGUACGAGUGGGUCGAGGUCGUGAAGAAGAAGAGGCGGACGAAGCGCACCGACCUGGAGGUGACCGUGGGGGGCCGGCCUGGGCUCAGCGACGCGGUGAUCCAGAAGAAAAUGGACGAGGAGACAGCCAUGCAGGCGGACAUGAAAGAGAUCAUCGAGACCGACGAGAAGCGGAACGACUUGGA